Molecule: messenger RNA, 1451 nt
Organism: Peromyscus eremicus (cactus mouse)
Lineage: Eukaryota; Metazoa; Chordata; Mammalia; Rodentia; Cricetidae
Gene: Lrrc3b
Product: leucine rich repeat containing 3B
Exons: 2
Coding region: 363-1142 (259 amino acids)
Molecular function (GO): protein binding
Source: RefSeq, a predicted model, not a curated record
CUCACAAGAGAAGUUGAGGGCAUGUAGUCUCAAUUUUACCAGACUCACUCAGAAGAUUCAGAGAGUUGGUUUGGCAUUAAAACUCAGCACUUACAUUUACAGGUUCUCAGUAUUGGAAAUGAGAAGGCAAAGAGAGGCACAAAUCAAGUUCACAGUGGAUGGCAACUAGCCUGGGGAGCAUCUCGAGUCCAGAAUCUGUCCCAAAGAGAUCGGAGGUUUCCAAGCAAGGACAGGAAUAACGAAGGCUGUGUGCUAGCUGCAUCCUUUUGAACCACCCGGGAAGGAAGUCCAGAGUGUGGUCAGACAAUUGCAGCACUCGGAGUAAAUGAGGAAUGGACUCGUGAUUAUGCUGAGAUUCCAGAAUGAAUCUGGUCGACCUGUGGCUAUCCCGUUCCCUCUCCAUGUGUCUUCUCCUCCAAAGCUUUGUUCUGAUGAUACUGUGCUUUCAUUCUGCCAGUAUGUGUCCCAAAGGCUGCCUUUGUUCUUCCUCUGGGGGUUUAAAUGUCACCUGUAGCAAUGCAAAUCUCAAGGAAAUACCCAGAGAUCUCCCUCCGGAAACAGUUUUGCUCUACCUGGACUCCAAUCAGAUCACAUCCAUCCCUAAUGAGAUUUUUAAGGACCUCCAUCAACUGAGAGUUCUCAACCUGUCCAAAAACGGCAUUGAGUUUAUCGAUGAGCAUGCAUUCAAAGGAGUAGCAGAAACCUUGCAGACCCUGGACCUGUCUGACAACAGGAUUCAAAGCGUGCAUAAAAAUGCCUUCAAUAAUCUGAAGGCUAGGGCCAGAAUUGCCAACAACCCCUGGCAUUGUGACUGCACUCUCCAGCAAGUUCUGAGGAGCAUGGCAUCCAAUCAUGAGACAGCACACAAUGUAAUUUGCAAGACCUCAGUGUUGGAUGAGCAUGCUGGGAGGCCGUUCCUCAACUCUGCCAAUGAUGCUGACCUUUGUAACCUCCCUAAAAAGACCACUGACUACGCCAUGCUCGUCACCAUGUUUGGCUGGUUCACCAUGGUGAUCUCUUAUGUGGUAUAUUAUGUGAGGCAGAAUCAGGAGGAUGCUCGGAGACACCUUGAAUACUUGAAAUCCCUGCCGAGCAGGCAAAAGAAGGCAGAUGAGCCUGAUGACAUUAGCACUGUGGUAUAAUGACCACACUGACUGGCACUGGGAAAGGAGCUUCUGGUUGUAGUAGGAUAAGUGGUUCACUUUUCCCUCCAUUGUACACGUUUAAAACUUUGUAUUUUAGUUUCUUUGGAAUCACGCCACUGUUGAAAUUUUCACAAACACCACAACACUAAUAAUUUUAGUUUAGGUGAUCUUCUCCCAUUCAUUGUGUCCCUGGCUCCUGAGUAACAAACUCUCUGAACAUUAGUUAGACUCAUCUCACUAUUUAAUAAUGAAAUUUAUUUUUUUAAUUUAAAACUGAAUAAAAGCUUAACUUUGAACCAUGGAAAA